GUUGUGGAUAUGAACAAACCUGAGUGUGAGUGAGAGUUAAAGUGAUCUUUGCCUUAGCAGCCAUAACAAAGAAAUAUUUUCUUUUUCUGUGAUUGUGUAAGGGGAGACAUUUUAGAUUACUUCAAGUUUUCUGUUUUUAAAAGCUCUUUUGUUUUUAUGCAAAGUGAGUUUUCAAUAUUUGAGCUACCCCCUCCAGUGACAGUUGGUUACGGAUUAAUUAAGAAUUAAAACGUGUUUGCAGUUUGAAGUACACGGUUGAAGUAAUCAUGUGCUGAGUUUCUUUCCCUCCAGAUGGCAGACACGGCACAAACCCUCUCGCUCAUGACUAUGAGGAGGUGAGAAGCUGGGCGACGGAUGAGGACCUGCGGGGCUACUCACUGAUGCCCCCUGUAGCCCAAUUUCAUCCACGAGCAACAGAAUCCUCCUACCAUGAGGGAAGAGUGUACGGUAAAGCUGAUGUGGACGUAACAGCAGGAGUUUAUGAUUCUAUGGUGUACAGCCGCAGAAGAGACACAGACUUGCCAUUUGAGCUCAGAGGGGAGCUGGUUUAAUAAUACUGGCUUAUCAAGAAUGGAUGGAGAAUUACACGUUGGGAAGGACGCCAGUGCUUCUGUCCGGUGCCGUAACAGCUUGUUUAAUUGUAAAUCAAAGUGCAAUGCUGAGAUUGGCCUUCAUGUCCGUGGAGCCCUGGCCGUGACCCUCUGCCCUGGCUCCGCCGUGACAGGGAGCAGAUGUCCAAUGGCUUAAGGUUGGCCGAUCUCAUCUCCUCUCUUCUGUGUACCCACAAUCCACUUGUCCUAUUGACCGUUUCACCUGCCAUGUCAAACGCCUCAAGCAGCCACGACGUCUGGAGGAUACUUGACAACCGAAAAGAUGUUUCUAUACAGGCGCCUCAGAAGAUUUCAGUCAGACUGGCAGAUGCUACGCUUUGUUUGACUCUGAUUGGAUGUGGGACGCAGGAGCAAAAUGAACAUCAAGGUUAUGCAGCUGAGAACGUGACACAGACAGAGACCCCGACACCACUGGAACGCUCCACACCUAUGUCUUAUAGCUCUAAACCCACAAAUGUGGGUCAGGGUAACCCGAAUGCGACAGGGGUGACAACGAGCACAGAUUCAGAGCAGUUUAACCUCACCGUGACGGCGGCAAUCACGGACAGCUCUACAGACUCUCCGGUGACCUCCGCUGUGACCUUUGGAGAGACGCCCCCUGCACAGCCGGCCCAUAACACCAGCACCUCCAGAAGCUCCAGAGCCUUCAAAGCUGUGGUGUGGGAUGAGGAAUGGGACAAGCCAUUUCAUUACAAUUACUCCUCUGUACGAAAUGCAGGGCUAAUCAUCGCUGCGGUUCUCUUUGUGAUGGGAAUCAUGGUGCUUGGUUGUGGCAAAGUGAAACGAAUGCCACGGUGUCGUAUUGGCAAAGGAAGUUCAUAUGAGGUGACCAGAAGUUAACACUUCUCCCAGCAUUGAUCAGCUGGCUCGACAAUAAACAGAAGUACAGCAGGAGAACACAAAGGAGCCAGUCAGACCUGUUUCCACAGAGGUUACAGACUUGCAUUUCCCCCUUGUGAAAACAACAUCAUAAGGACAAGAUGGAGAGGUUGUGUGUGUGAGUGUGUUCAUUAUUUCAAACUGAUCUCUGGGUUUGUCACACAGAGGAGCCGGGGAAUAAGAUGUGUGCUAUUGUGCGGCACUAAACGCCAGCGGUAACACAACGGCUGGGACUUCGGCAGAUCCCAGCGUAAUCACGCGUCUCAGACACAAAAUCCCUUCAUCCCUCUGCUCUCCUGCACCAAACUGCUCGAUUUAAGUGUCAAACUUUGUACAACGUAAAGCUGUACUUGUGUUUUAUUGUCAUUAUUAUUUCAAUUCUGUGCAUCCUCUGAUGUGUCAAUCUUUUGGAAAUGGAAAAAAGCGUUAUGUGGCUCACGAGCGCCCUCAAGAGGCCAUCAGACACAUUUAUUAUGAGUUCUCCCAAGAGGAGAGAAUAAAAACAGUUUGGCUCAGUCUGUUUAGAGAUUCAUGUAUCUGAAUUCACCAUCUACAUCAUGCCCUUGUAAAAACAAAUUAAUAAUAAAAAAAAAUCUUUAUCAGUGUAUAAGACA
Messenger RNA from Carassius auratus (goldfish), 2104 nucleotides. Its product is annotated as FXYD domain-containing ion transport regulator 5-like. Gene Ontology annotation, biological process: regulation of sodium ion transmembrane transporter activity. Gene Ontology annotation, molecular function: sodium channel regulator activity. Gene Ontology annotation, cellular component: membrane. Lineage: Eukaryota; Metazoa; Chordata; Actinopteri; Cypriniformes; Cyprinidae. The record is from RefSeq and is a predicted model, not a curated record. The coding region runs from base 732 to 1451 and encodes 239 amino acids. The transcript is spliced from 13 exons.